AUGUAUGCUUUCGUUGCACUAUAUCCGUCUAUAAAAGGAUGGCAGUAUUGCAAACCGGUUGUUGUUGUAGAUGGAACCUUUCUUAAAUCGGCAUAUAAAGGAACAUUAUUGAUAGCAUCAACACAAGAUCCAGCAGGUAAUAUCCUACCACUCGCAUAUGCCAUAGUAGAUUCAGAGAAUAAUGCUUCCUGGGAGUGGUUUUUUGUGAGAUUCAAGGAUGCAUUUAGGGAAAGGGAUGGAAUUUGCAUAGUCUCGGAUAGGCAUGAAGGCAUUGAAAAUGCAGCGGCAACAUUGUAUCCACAAGUACCUCAUUCAUACACAGUUGAGAAGUUUGAUUACCACAUGGCAGAGGUAGAGAAAAUUGAUAAGAGGGUCAAAGAUUACUCAAUGAAUGUUGGGUAUGAAAGAUGGUCUAGAGCACAUUCUACUGUUAAUAGAACAUUGACGAUGACUUCAAAUAUUGCGGAGUCGAUCAAUGCAGCUCUCAAGGCUGCUAGGGAACUCCCAAUGACUCCUUCGACGAGUUACUUAUAUUCAGUACUUGACAAGGGUAAGCAGAGAAUAGUGUUCCUUAAAGAUCGAACUUGCAGUUGUAGAAGGUUUCAGUUAGAUGAGUUGCCAUGUGCACAUGCUUGGGCAGUAUUCAAUACAAAUACAUUGAUCACAUUGAGUAUUGCUCAGUGUACUACACCAUGA
Molecule: messenger RNA, 696 nt
Organism: Nicotiana tabacum (common tobacco)
Lineage: Eukaryota; Viridiplantae; Streptophyta; Magnoliopsida; Solanales; Solanaceae
Source: RefSeq, a predicted model, not a curated record